Messenger RNA from Calliphora vicina (urban bluebottle blowfly), 2050 nucleotides. RefSeq names its product dnaJ homolog subfamily C member 2. The transcript is spliced from 3 exons. Gene Ontology annotation, cellular component: cytosol. Lineage: Eukaryota; Metazoa; Arthropoda; Insecta; Diptera; Calliphoridae. The record is from RefSeq and is a predicted model, not a curated record. Gene Ontology annotation, molecular function: ribosome binding; Hsp70 protein binding. Bases 99 to 1994 code for a protein of 631 amino acids. Gene Ontology annotation, biological process: 'de novo' cotranslational protein folding; regulation of translational fidelity.
UGGCAAUAUUGCUUUAAGAGCAUAACUUGACAUGUGCGAAUUUCACAUUUUUUUUUAUUAAAAUUUAAGUAACACGAACUUUGAUAAUAAUCGUAAAAAUGGCUGAUUUUAUAGAAAUUGAAUGUAGUUUUUUAACAGUCCGAAGAAAAGUGCAAAGAGUUGGUAAUGCGUAUCUAAAUGCGAAAAAAAAGUUUCAUUCAGAUCACAUUGAACGCAGCGAAUCUGAGGAGAAAUUACUUGCGGAUGAGUUUGUUGUAGAUAUUAAUUAUUUAAAAUCGUUGGAUCCAAAAGAAUGGAAAGACCAGGAUCAUUACGCUGUCUUAGGAUUGCGGAACCUAAGGUCCGAGGCUACGGAUGACGAUAUUCGCCGUGCAUAUCGAAAAAUGGUUUUGCAGCACCAUCCCGACAAGCGUAAAGCUAAAGGAGAGGAUGUUAAAACGGAUGAUGAUUAUUUUACUUGCAUUACUAAGGCAUAUGAAACUUUAGGAACACCAAAAACCAGGCGGUCUUUCGACUCCGUUGAUCCAGAAUUUGAUGACUCUCUCCCAACACAGUCGGAUAUCGAAAAUAAUUUUUAUAAAUCUUUCCAAAAAUAUUUCAACUUGAAUUCUAGGUGGAGUGAGAAGAAGGGAGUGCCCUCAUUUGGUGAUGAAAAUUCUGUCCGUGAAGAUGUUGAAAGAUUCUACAGUUUUUGGUACGAUUUCAAGUCCUGGAGGGAAUUUAGUUAUUUAGAUGAAGAAGACAAGGAAAAGGGACAAGAUCGUGAUGAACGAAGGUGGAUUGAGAAAGAGAACAAGGCAGCACGUAUAAAGAGAAAAAAGGAGGAAAUGAUGCGCAUUCGAUCUCUUGUAGACUUGGCUUAUAACAAUGACAAGCGUAUACAAAAGUUUAAGAAUGAAGAAAAGGAACGUAAGUUGGCAGCUAAAAGAGCAAAGAUGGACGCAGUACAAGCGCAAAAGGCAGAGCACGAAAGAGCAAUUCGAGAGGCACAAUUGGCAAAAGAGCGUGCGGAAAAAGCGGAACAAAAGCGCAUAGAACAAAUACGUAUAGAAAAAGAACAAAUUAAAAAGGCUAUAAAGAAAGAACGUAAACUUUUACGAGACAAAGCCAAAGAAAGCAAGUAUUUUGGUAAUAACGAUAAGGAUGUUCUUAAGAAUAUGGAAGGCGUUGAAAAGAUUUGCGAAACAUUUAACAUAUCCGAAUUACAAGAGUUGAACAAGAAAAUGUUGGAAAAAAGUGGAAGGGAUGCAUUUUUUGUUGCUCUUAAACAGGCCGAUAUUAAAAUUAAAGCUGAAUUGGAUGAAAUCAAUCAAUUACAAAACAAAAAUAAGCCUGCUGCUGUAAAAACAGAAAAUGUGGUUAAAGAGGUUAAAAAGGGUGAACUAUGGUGCAAUGAAAAAGUACAACUGUUGAUUAAAGCUGUUAAUUUGUUCCCUGCUGGCACGUCGCAGAGAUGGGAUGUAAUUGCCUCAUUUAUUAAUCAACACUCAUCAGGCAACAGUAAUGUUUCAGCUAGAGACGUACUUAAUAAGGCAAAGGCUUUACAAAACAGCGAUUUCUCAAAAAGUACUCUUAAAACACAGGCCAAUGCAAGCGCGUUCGAAAGUUUUGAAAAAUCAAAAAAGGAUGUCGUUGUAUCUUCAGAUAUAACUGUCAACUCUGAAGUUGGCAAUACCGAUACCAUCAGUGACACCAAAGAGAACCAAACAAAUGGUAACAAUAUUAGCAACUGUCCGAAAAAUACGCCACCUUCAAACACAAAUUCAACAAAAACUUCGAAAUCUUCCUCUGCUGCAACUGCGAAAACUUGGACAAAGGAGGAACAGGCCUUAUUGGAACAAGCGAUCAAGACUUUUCCGAUAGCUACUCCCGAUCGUUGGGAUCGUAUUGCUGAAUGUAUACCUAAUAGAACAAAAAAAGAUUGUCUUCGUAGAGUUAAGGAACUCGUUGAGUUAGUUAAUUCAAAAAAAGAAGCUCAACAAGCUGUGAAAUGAUUUCAUUCUAUAAUUUCUAUUCUAUUUAAAUAAACAGUUUUCAAAAAUGAUACAUA